AUUAACCAAACUUCGAGUUCCAAAAACGCCCUUAGCCCUACACCCUUCCUCCGCCUAGGAGGGUAUAAACUGCACUGAAAAUGGCUGAUCCGUACGCUACCUACUUCAUUUCCGUUUGAAAUCCUCAGAGAGAGAGAGAGAGAGAGAGAGAGAGGGUGAUGGCGGAGACAGCAGUGUGUAGUUCGUCGGAGCCAACGCCGGACGUAGAGAAGGUAAUGAUUAGGGACAUUUCCUUGGCUGCCGAAGCUCAGACCAAAGAAGGCGAUACGUUUUACUUAAUCACCCAAAGGUGGUGGCAAGAUUGGCUGGAGUAUGUCAACCAGAACCAGGCAACUAUUACACUUGAUGGUUCCUCUUCUGACCGGCCUGAUUCUUGCGGCUUAACUAAUUUAAAGAGGCCAUCUGCUAUUGAUAACUCUGAUUUGAUAUAUGAAGCAGAAUCAGAGGAUUCCCCUAUUGGUAUUGAUCUCCAUGAUACUUUAGUAGAAGGCACCGAUUAUAUAUUACUUCCGCAAGAAGUUUGGAAUCGGUUAUAUGCAUGGUAUGGAGGGGGUCCCACGUUGGCUCGAAAAGUAAUCAAUUCUGGUGUAUCUCAAACAGAAUUAGCUGUAGAAGUCUAUCCUUUACGCCUUCAGUUACAUCUGAUGCCAAAGGGUGACAACUCGAGCAUAAGAAUAAGCAAAAAGGAAACCAUUGGAGAGCUUCACAGAAGAGCUUGUGAGAUUUUUGAUCUUAAUUCAGAGCAAGUAUGGAUCUGGGACUAUUAUGGCCGCCGAAAGUAUGCUUUGAUGCAAGACAUGGGUAAAACACUUGAUGAUGCCAACAUACAAAUGGAUCAAGAUAUUUUGGUGGAGCUUGUUGAUAAUAGUAACUCUGCGUUAGGUGGUUGCAUGAGUUCUGUUCUGGAGAAUGGAUCUGCUGACAAGGAAACCACCUCAGUUCUUGUAGAGCCUUCUAAGUCGGGCUUUUCAAUUGCAGGAGGUUUUUCUGCUAGCAAAGGCUUAUCAAGAAACUGCAAUUCAGAGUCGUCACAAUUUCAGAGCCUGACAUCCCCUGGUAGAGAGUCAGAUAACACCUAUGGGAUCAGUGGUGUUACCACAAGGGGGUCUUCUUGUGGUCUGACUGGAUUGUUGAAUCUUGGAAACACGUGCUUUAUGAAUAGUGCAAUACAAUGUCUUGUUCAUACGCCCGAAUUUGCUAGAUAUUUUCGCGAGGAUUACCAUAAAGAAAUAAAUUGGCAGAACCCUUUGGGCAUGGUGGGGGAGCUUGCUCUAGCGUUUGGUGAGUUACUUCGAAAAUUGUGGGCACCUGGACGAACUCCAGUUGCUCCGCGGCCAUUUAAGGCGAAGCUUGCUCGCUUUGCACCACAAUUUAGUGGAUACAAUCAGCAUGAUUCUCAGGAACUCCUGGCUUUUCUGUUAGAUGGGCUUCAUGAAGAUCUGAAUCGUGUCAAACACAAACCAUACGUAAAAUCGAGAGAUGCAGAUGGAAGGCUUGAUGAAGAGGUUGCUGAUGAGUAUUGGGCGAAUCACAUUUCUCGUAAUGAUUCCAUAAUUGUGGAUGUUUGCCAAGGCCAAUACAAGUCAACUCUGGUUUGUCCUGCUUGUAAUAAAAUCUCAGUUACAUUUGAUCCCUUCAUGUACCUUUCCUUGCCACUCCAGUCCACCACCACUCGUACUAUGGCGGUGACAGUCUUUACUUGUGAUGGAAGUGCACUACCAAAUGCUUGCACCAUAACUGUUCCAAAACAGGGGCGUUGUAGGGACUUGAUCCAAGCCAUUAGCAAUGCUUGUUCCUUAAAGCAUAAUGAGAAACUUUUGCUUGCAGAGAUAAGGAGUCACUUGAUUCACCGGUUCUUGGAAGAUCCUCUAAUAUUAUUGUCUUCAAUAAAAGAUGAUGAUCACCUUGCUGCUUACAAGAUUCCAAAGUUUGUGAAGAAUACAAAAUUUCUACAGUUAAUACACCGUCGUGAAGAACGGGAGACUAGUAAUGCCCAGAGCACAAUUGGGUGGAAGCCAUAUGGAACCCCUCUCGUUUCACCAAUCUCUUGUGACGAAGUUAUUACAAGAGGUGACAUACAGUCAAUGGUUCACACAAUGCUCUCUCCGAUGCUAAGAACUGAGAGUGUGGGACAUCCUGAUAUUUCUGAUACUAACACCUUACUACCAGCUUCGGAUCCAUCUCAAACCACUAGUUCAAGUGCAGCGUGCAGAGACUCUAAUGUAGAAGAUUCAGUACAAAGGAAUGGUGGCAGCUCAAAAUCAGUGACCUUACCAAAACUGCCUCUGCAGUUGGUUGAUGAAAACAAUGCAUGCAUUGAUCUAUCAGUUGGAGAAGAUAAAGCCGUUAAAUUGUCCUCAUCCUCAAUGUCAAUACUAGUAUUUAUUGACUGGUCAGGGAAGCUUUUGGAGAAAUAUGAUGCAUAUUAUUUGGAAAACUUGCCAGAAGUAUUCAAAAAUGGGCCCGUGACGAAGAAAGCUCGUACUGAACCUCUCUCGUUGUACACCUGCCUAGAAGCUUUUCUCCGUGAAGAGCCAUUGGUUCCUGAAGACAUGUGGUACUGUCCUCAGUGCAAGGAACGAAGGCAAGCAAGCAAGAAGCUAGAUCUUUGGAGGCUCCCAGAAGUGCUUGUUAUCCAUUUAAAGAGGUUCUCAUACAGCAGGUCGAUGAAGCACAAGCUGGAAACCUUUGUCAAUUUUCCUAUACACGACUUUGAUUUGACGAACUAUAUAGCCAACAAAAAUAAUGCAAGCCGCCAACUCUAUGAACUCUAUGCCUUGACCAAUCACUAUGGCGGAAUGGGAAGUGGGCACUAUACUGCCCAUAUCAAGCUUCUAGAUGAAAACAGGUGGUACAAUUUUGACGACAGCCACAUAUCGCCCAUAAACGAAGAAGAUGUAAAGUCAGCUGCCGCUUACGUGCUUUUCUACCGGCGGGUGAAAACAGAGGAUGCCUCGGUAAGCAAUGGAGCACAGUCCUCUGUGGAUCACAUCAUUUAUUCACGAAAGUAAUCUCUCGGGAUUAUGUACAUUUGUUGUCUGUACAUUUGUUUUCUACCUCUGUUUCUCGUCUGAAAUAUUUGGAAAUACGAAGCCUCCAGCCGUAUCAGGGGCAUUUAUAAUGCUAUUUGAUGUCUUAUUA
Rhododendron vialii is the source of this 3141-nucleotide messenger RNA. Its product is annotated as ubiquitin carboxyl-terminal hydrolase 5. NCBI's taxonomy places the organism in Eukaryota, Viridiplantae, Streptophyta, Magnoliopsida, Ericales, Ericaceae. The coding region runs from base 159 to 3011 and encodes 950 amino acids. The transcript is spliced from 13 exons. Gene Ontology annotation, biological process: protein deubiquitination. Gene Ontology annotation, molecular function: cysteine-type deubiquitinase activity. The record is from RefSeq and is a predicted model, not a curated record.